AUGCGACUAAUCCUCUACUUGACUGUAUUCUUAUUGGGCCUUUCCUAUGGAAGAAUACAAAAAAGGCAUAUGCGACUAAUCCUCUACUUGACUGUAUUCUUGUUAGGCCUUUCCUAUGGAAGAAUACAAAAAAAUCAACGGGUUUACAAGAGAAGAGCGCCUUCAGCUUUUCAAUUGGCACGAUUACAGCGAGACUACGACGACUACGACUCUGGCGAUUCUGCUGGUGGGAAAGGAAGAGGUGAUCCUUCAUUCUAA
This is a messenger RNA of Strongylus vulgaris, 258 nucleotides long. The record is from the annotation of a GenBank genome assembly. NCBI's taxonomy places the organism in Eukaryota, Metazoa, Nematoda, Chromadorea, Rhabditida, Strongylidae.